AACUGAGCGUCGCGCGAUCGUGAAGAGCCGACUGACAACCGAACCGUUGCGCAACCGCCUCGAGUGUGCGUGCUGGGAGCGUGCGUGACCGUGACCGGGUAGACACCUCCGUGUGUAUUUGUGUGUGCGUCUGUAAUCGUUUGUUUUGAAAAAUAAAAUCCCCAAAUCUCACUCUGAACCGCUUGGGCCACAGUGAGAUUAAAAGUGCACAGUGCCCAGUGAACCCGGUGAUCGGAAUUGUGUGCGGAGUGACUACUUUUCCUUCACAUCUCCUCCCCGCGUGGUAGAGAGUGGUCGUCCUUCGGCGUGCUUGCGCAACAACGGUGCGUGAACGGUGAAACGCGUGGCAAGUGAAAAGCAAAUCCACAAUGUCGAUCAAGUAUAACGAAAAAAACUACCCGUACAUCGAUCUGGGCCGAGGCUACAUCGUGUAUCUGGAGGAUGACGACUACACGGACGAGCGGUGGGUCCGUAAAGCCGAACAGAACAUCAACGAGACACCGCGGCGAAAGGUGGAAGCGCUCGAGCAGCUCCGGGAGCUGUUGCGCGGUGAACGGAAGCUGAACGUCCCGCUGGAGGACGAGAAGUUCCUGCUAAAGUUCCUGCGCCCGCUGGCGUACGAUGUGACGAAGGCGUUCGACUGCAUCCGGCACACGUACACGAUGAAGCGGAACUACGGCCGAGAAUACUACGAGGGGCGCAUCAAACCGUCGCAUAUCCGGCACAUCUACACCACCGGAAUGGUCACGUUUCUCCCCCAACGGGACGACGACGGAUGUGGUAUCUGCGUGACGCAGCUUGGACGUAAAUGGAAUACCUCGACGAUCUCCAUGACCGACGUGGUGGCUCUGUUCCGGAUCAACAUCGAAGCCUCGCUGAUGGAUCCGCUGGUGCAGCUGAACGGUAUCCGGAUCAUUUUCGACUUCGACGGACUGUCGAUGUCGCACGUAGCGCAAGCGUCACCGAAGCACGCGAUGGUCAGCCUGCAGUGGAUCCAAAAGUGCUGCCCGCUGCAACUGAAAAGUAUCCACAUCGUGAACAACUCGAUGCUGUUCAAUGUGCUGUUCACGAUCUUCAAGCCGUUCAUCUCGAAGGAGCUGCGGGACAAGAUGUUCUUCCACAACCGCGACUUCAGCUCGCUGACCAAGUGCAUCAGCCCGAAGUGUCUGCCGCCGGCGUACGGCGGGACGCUUGAUGCGCCCGAGUGCGAAGGUCAGCUACUCGGUGACUUCAUGCAGCUCUACGAUAAGCACUACGAAGCCUUGGAUGCCUACGGGUACGAGGAGAGCAAUGCCAACUGAGCCAACUCUCUCCCUCUCCCCCUCUCUCUCUCUCUCUCUCUCUCCCCUCCCGCUGUGCUCUGUGUCCGUCUGUGAUCUACGCCGCGUCCUGCGCGAGCUGACUCGCGACUCGCGCGAGUCUACGAGUGUUUGUGUUUUCCCUGCGUCUUGCACGGAAACACGUGCACGAUGAUGGUCCGCCGCGCCCUUGGAGCGCCGUGGCCUCAGCUUCGUGUGCCUAACCUUAGGAUGCUAAAUAGCUAAGUACACGCCGGUACGCGUGGAUCGAAGCUGAAAAAUAAA
Messenger RNA from Anopheles bellator, 1583 nucleotides. Its product is annotated as alpha-tocopherol transfer protein-like. Bases 369 to 1301 code for a protein of 310 amino acids. The transcript is spliced from 3 exons. Lineage: Eukaryota; Metazoa; Arthropoda; Insecta; Diptera; Culicidae. The record is from RefSeq and is a predicted model, not a curated record. Gene Ontology annotation, cellular component: membrane. Gene Ontology annotation, molecular function: phosphatidylinositol bisphosphate binding.